AUGUCACUGGAAGCCCCAUGGCGGGACACGAUGGGACUGAGAAGAAGCACAUCCCCUUCUUGGUGCCAAGAAGGGGACAUCCCCUUGCUCCAAAUACCAGGCAUGGGGCAAAAUGCGAUAUUGCCCGAUUCGUGCCAUGUUUUUCACCUAGGAUGGGGGGUGGACCUGGCGGCCAGUGGCUUGGCACUCAUGGCCAGACGUGGGUGCUUUGACGGUCGAUCCUUUGACAACCGGUUGCAUGAUGCCUACAAGAGAUUCACACGGUGGUGCUAUGAGAACAAUAAAACUACUGGUAUCAGUGGGUGGUCUACCAGAAAACUUGACAUGAAAUCGCAAAAUGACUGGCCCACCUCGCUUGGGUCUUGCAACUCCAAAGCGUAUGAUACGGCCUUGGUGCUGCAGUGGAUGGAAUGCUGUUUGGACAACAUUGACCCUUGGGAUUGCUCCGAAGAUGACUUCUUGAAGGGGUUGAAGUAUGCAGUGGCAACCAGCAACAUGUUCUUCAAAACUUUGCGCUCAUGCGGUGUGUUCAUUGCAGAACCCAAGAAAUCGGUAGUCUAUUUUGUGGGUCAGGCGAUGUGCGAGGCAUAUGGGCACUUGGCAUCCAAGUGCUUUGCCAACAACCUCAAACUGUUCCGGCUUCGACCAAAAGUUCAUUUCCAACAGCACUUGACUUUGUUGAUGGGCCCCACGUCAGCUCCAGUUGCCUUUUCGGCACUCAAUUUCAGCUGCUGGGCUGACGAGGAUUACAUUGGACGUAUAUCACGAUUAUCAAGAUCGGUGCAUCCAUUGAGGUCAUCUUAUAGAUGUAUUCAGAAGGCCUUGGGCCUUUACAAAUGCCAGUUCUUAAAUUGGAAACCUGCCAGUGACUGA
Molecule: messenger RNA, 873 nt
Organism: Cladocopium goreaui
Lineage: Eukaryota; Dinophyceae; Suessiales; Symbiodiniaceae
Source: the annotation of a GenBank genome assembly